AUCUCUCAUCUCUCAUUUCUCAUCUCUCGGUUGAAGCCUGAAAGAGGAGGAGGAGAAGAAGAGUAAGGAGCAGGACAACCCCUCCCGCCCUCCUGCGUUACGCUCUCACCUAUCGGUAUGAGCCCGGAGAUGGCACCCUCAUCCUCUUCCCCACUAAACGGCAAACCUCAAACGCAUUUUUGAAUCUUGAUGUACCCCUUUGGCAAACCUAGAUUUUCAUCCCUUCCAUUUUCAAAUUUCUCAAACCCAAAAUCAAGGAACACCGGAAUCAAAUCAGAACAAGCAGCAAAGAGUCACAAUCAGAGCCGCCGGCUGCUGGGUGGGAUGGAUAUGAGGGGGCUCUUCCUCUUGGGUCUCUGCGUGGUGCCUUCCGUCUUCGCCGCCUCCGCCAGUGUCGUCUUCAAUGUGCACAUGCCAUGGUGUCAUGGAGCAGCCGAGUAAGAGGACUGGAGGAGGCAGCCGCGGGGGCGAGCAUAACCGGACCGAAUUCGGUUGGUUUGGAUCGAGUAAUUUAUAGUUCGGUUUAGCUCGGUUUUAGAAUAUGGUUGGCCGCUGGGGGUCUAUUCGGAUUCAGCCAUUCCUAAAUCCCAAUUUCCCAUUUGCGUCUUCCCUCUUCCUCUACCCUCUUCCCUCUUCGGCUCUUCCCUUCCCAAGUUCGCAGUUCGCAAGUCGCAACUUCGCCGGCAGCUGGCACUCCCUGACUCCCGGUCCCAGUUCCCUUCAGCUUCACCUUCCCUUCUCAGUUCCCUUCCCGCUUCGCAGUUCGCACACAGUCGGCGACGGCGAGUUCGAACCUCCUGUGCCAGAUCGGCAGAGCCAGUCUUCUCCUUCGGACUUCGGCUUCCACCUUCCCAACUUCGCAGCUCGCACUCUCGCAGACUCGCAGUACUCCUUCGGACCUUCCGUCCUUCAGGUUUAUAGCAAGUUGCAAAGAUCAUGUUCAUUUAUAAACUUUCAAGAGCUGGAGUUCAUAUGUUGAAAUGUCUCUCAAGAGGUAAAUCUUCAUUUUUGAAUAGAAGAGGAUGUCAAAGGCCUCAUGGUCAUUUUUUGCCACCUCUGUUUGAACUGCACCCAGAAACAAGGGUUUCUCAAUUUGCCAUAUCACAGAAGCAUCGUUAUUUUUGUACAACAGCUGCUGACAGCUCCUGUGAGGAAGGAAAUGAACAGAAAGAAACAAUAUCCGUGACAUUUGUUGACAAGGAUGGAGAGGAAAAGCACAUUAAGGUUCCCAUUGGAAUGUCUAUGCUAGAGGCAGCUCAUGAAAAUGACAUUGAACUUGAAGGUGCAUGUGAAGGCUCACUUGCUUGUUCCACAUGCCAUGUGAUUGUAAUGGACAUGGAGUACUACAAUAAGUUAGAAGACCCAACUGAUGAAGAGAAUGACAUGCUGGAUCUGGCUUUUGGGCUUACAGAAACAUCACGUCUGGGUUGUCAAGUGAUUGCAAAACCUGAACUUGAUGGAAUUCGUGUAGCCCUUCCUGCUGCCACUAGAAACUUUGCUGUUGAUGGGACCAACCAACUAGUGGUAGGAUGAAGAUGAAAAGAGAAGUAUAGUUGAGGCAGAAGGAAGAUGAAAUCACCAAGAAAUUAUUCGACGGCAGAGCAUGAUGAUGAAAAGGAUUGAGCUGAGUUAGUUAACGAGUUGCUUGUGAAGAUGUGGGAGGAUGGAUUGCUUGGUAUAGAAGCUAGCUAAUAUAAUCCUCCUAAUUUCAGAUUCUGAAAUUGAAGAGCCGUAUUUUUUAACAUUUCCUGAAAAACAUUCAUUAAAAGGCUUGAAAAGGAGGAAUAAUUUGUGUCAACAGACAGCUAGAAGUUGUACUUAAAGGUUAUGAACUUGUACCAGCAUGUUAGGGUUUCACUUUGGUCAGCAGUUCCUUGCCUCAAGCAUUUUGGUUGGUAGAGCCUGGUUUACUGGCGGAGAUGGUUUUUGGUUUUGUUGAUGUUGAGCGCUUUGACUUGUUUGGUUUUGUGGUUAAGGUUAGAUUGCUUGGUUUUCCAACAAAUUUGAGAUUGAAACAUAGAAAAUAGAAACAGGCAGAUGGGGUAUUAUUCCCCCAUGACUUUCUGUGCUUAGAUUUGCUUGAUCAUGAAGGAUUUAUAUGAAACUCCAUAAGGUCCAAA
Molecule: messenger RNA, 2120 nt
Organism: Malania oleifera
Lineage: Eukaryota; Viridiplantae; Streptophyta; Magnoliopsida; Santalales; Ximeniaceae
Exons: 10
Coding region: 937-1533 (198 amino acids)
Biological process (GO): P450-containing electron transport chain
Cellular component (GO): mitochondrion
Molecular function (GO): 2 iron, 2 sulfur cluster binding
Source: RefSeq, a predicted model, not a curated record